Hirsutella rhossiliensis is the source of this 1005-nucleotide messenger RNA. RefSeq lists its product as uncharacterized. The record is from RefSeq and is a predicted model, not a curated record. The transcript has a single exon. Gene Ontology annotation, biological process: mitochondrial respiratory chain complex IV assembly; protein insertion into mitochondrial inner membrane from matrix. Gene Ontology annotation, molecular function: membrane insertase activity. Gene Ontology annotation, cellular component: mitochondrial inner membrane. NCBI's taxonomy places the organism in Eukaryota, Fungi, Ascomycota, Sordariomycetes, Hypocreales, Ophiocordycipitaceae. The coding region runs from base 1 to 1005 and encodes 334 amino acids.
AUGCGACCUUUCCAGAGAACCAUCCUUCCACUCGCCAGAGCCAGGCCAUCACCAGCCCUCGCCAGAGCGACACAAGGCCGGCGACAAUUCCAUGUCGUAUCCCCGGGAGACGCUGUUGCGUGGGCUGCAGAAACCAUCAGCUCCCUCCACACCUUCGGCCUGCCUUGGCUACUCACCCUCCCGCUGGUGGCUGUAGGAUUCAACUUCUCCCUCAGGCUACCCAUCCAGUACUACUCUCGCCGACUCAUCCUCACGAGGAACCAGCUGAACCCCCUGCUCACGGCUUGGAGCUCGCGACACGCCUCGGAAGCUUCCUCCAUCUACCGCGUGAGAACCGCCCGUGCCAAGCUCCACGUUGCCAGACUCACAGAGAAGUCGCGCAAGAGGAUUUACAAGGCUUGGGGUGUGCAGAGAUGGAAGGCCUUCGCGUCCCUCUUCAGCAUUGCCCCCUUUAUCGUCGUCUCCGAAGCUCUGCGGCGUCUUUGUGGUGCGCCCUUUGGAUGGAUCGGCCACUUCUUUCUGCAAUCAGGGGCCGACCCGGCUGCCGUCUCAGCUGCACUCUUGGACGAGACGCUGGCCGACGGAGGCAUCUCGUGGAUCAACGACCUGACCGUGGCCGAUCCCUACUACACCUUACCCCUUCUCUGCUCGGCGAUACUCGCACGGAACUCGUGGGGAAGACUAUCCACGGACCAGCUCCGAAAACUGCUCAAAGUAAACGACACCGAGAGCCCAAUGACGCCAAUAUCAAGAGUGCAGACGUCCAUCGGCAGAGUACUCCUUCUCGUGCCUUUCUUCCCCAUCUUGGUCGCCGACCUGCCCAGCGCCAUCUUCGUAUUCUGGGCUACGACAUUUGCGCUCAACGACGUCAAUGAAUCCAUUCUGGAGCGCCUCGUCCCCAAGGCGAACCCAAAACUCAAACCACCGCAAAGCAGAACCAAGUCUUCUCUCGACAUGCCCUACAUGAGAGGGAAACUUGCCGACACAAAGACAAUAAAAGAAUGA